AUGCCACUUAAAUUCCCGGAAAUAUACCUGCUCAGUGUCAAAUACGAAGACAAGCUCUCCGAGCUUCAUGCUAUCGAGCGUGACAUAGACGUCGUCUUUAACAUCGGCGAAGCAGAACUGGUGCUCGGGGAUGUUAAUACAAAGGGACGUGCCAACUAUGAGCUCCGCAAGCUAGGUGUAUGGACCAAAGAUGUUACAGAAGUAACAGUGAAAAGGACUGUCCCAGAACCCGAUGAACAUCCACGAAAGCGGCGUAAGAUUACGAAGAAUGUGGACGGCAAAGAUGUGAUAAGUCUAGACUCGAGUUCAGACUCCGAACCGCGAUCCGAGGAUGAUCCCCAUCAACGAAAGACUCCAUUGAGUAAAGUGCGGGCUGUACCGUCGAGUCUGGACGGUGACAAUGCUCUUGGGUCUACCAAACUGGGUGAGACGAUCAAAGUCCUCAAUCUGAAAUGGUACCAUGACUCCAUGAAGCAGGGGAAGCUUAUGCCGCACAAACCGUAUCUUGUUUAUAAAGGGAAGGUCAUUCCUAAGCCUGGAAUGGAAUCAACCAAGCAGCAAAUCACUCCAACCAUGAUAUUUGCUCGCGCAAAAGCAGAUCUCCAGAGCACCCCACCACCAAAUUCGUUUCGCAGGCAUCAUAGGGGAACUCCAGAUAACCUGCAUAACUCGCACGGGGCCCGGGCGACUCUUUUACCUCAGGAAACCACAGCUGAGCACGAGUAUGUAGCAAAUCUGCCGCCUCUCCCAGAUUAUCUUCUUCCGGGAUCAUACGCCUGCCAGCGUCCGACGCCGUUACAUUCCCUGAACGAGUCUUUCAUAGCACAGCUAAGGAUGAUCAAGAAGAAGCGAGAAUACGCGGGCGAGGAAGAAGCCGGCUAUGCUUUUUAUACACGUUCGUAUGAAGCUGCCAUAGCAGCUAUCGCGGCUUAUCCUCAUACUUUGACUUCCGCUUUAGAGCUCCUCAAAUUGCCUCAUUGUGGAUCCAGAUUUGCUGCUCUGUUUCAGGAAUGGAAAGAAACUGGAAUGAUCAAGGAAGUAGAAGAUUUGAAGUAUGACGAAAAGUUCCAAGCCAUGGACGUUCUUACCGGUAUUUUUGGUGUCGGAGAUAAGACAGCUAGAGAGUUUUACGCAAAAGGUUAUAGAGAUAUCGACGACAUCAUCGAAUAUGCGUGGGACUCUCUAACUACAGAGCAAAUGAUUGGUACCAAGUUUUACUAUGACUUCCAGCAGCGCAUUCCCCUCCCAGAAGUCGAGAAGAUUGCGAACCACGUGCUAUCUGAGGCCCGAAAGGUAUAUCCAGGUUUCGAAAUGGUAAUCUGUGGCGGCUACAGAAAAGGCAAGCCAGAUUGCGGUGAUGUUGAUAUUGUGCUCAGCAACCGCGAUGAAAGCGCCACCGACAAUUUCAUCUAUGAAUUUCUCUUGGAUCUGAAAGACGAGGGCUCUAUAACCCAUGUUCUGAGAUGGACGAUGAGGAAUUCGGAGAGAGGCCAAACUCCUGUGAACCCUAUCAAGGCAAAAGCUGGUGGAGGGUUUGACACUCUGGACCACGCAUUCGUAGCCUGGCAAGAUCAAGACUGGCCUACCAAAGAAGCAGACCUCGCCAGAGAUCCCCAAUUCAAGAACCCAAACUUACAUCGUCGAGUUGACAUAAUCGUCUCACCCUGGAAAACGGCUGGAUGUGCUAUUCUCGGUUGGAGCAGCGGGACCUUCUUCGGACGCGAUUUGCGGAGUUAUUGUAGGAAAGUUAAGGGCUGGAAGUUUGAUACUAGCGGGAUCACGACGUUGGAUGAUGGGACUUGGGUUGAUUUGGAAAAGGGCGAUGGGGAUAUGUAUGUUAAGGAAAAGAGAUUGUUCGAAGGCUUGGGGCUGGAAUGGAGGGAUCCUACGGAACGAUGUACAGACUGA
Molecule: messenger RNA, 1908 nt
Organism: Glarea lozoyensis ATCC 20868
Lineage: Eukaryota; Fungi; Ascomycota; Leotiomycetes; Helotiales; Helotiaceae
Product: Nucleotidyltransferase
Exons: 1
Coding region: 1-1908 (635 amino acids)
Biological process (GO): double-strand break repair via nonhomologous end joining
Cellular component (GO): nucleus
Molecular function (GO): DNA-directed DNA polymerase activity; DNA binding
Source: RefSeq, a predicted model, not a curated record